Molecule: messenger RNA, 3618 nt
Organism: Symbiodinium sp. CCMP2592
Lineage: Eukaryota; Dinophyceae; Suessiales; Symbiodiniaceae
Source: the annotation of a GenBank genome assembly
AUGGUGGAAUGGAACCGCAUGGCCACUGUGAUCCCCAAUGGCUUGAUCGAGUGGCGCCUGAUGGGACACACCAUGGUCCCACUCAUGCAGGCGAGUUCUUCCGGACUGCACCAUGACUGUUCCACUUGGGACGAGUUGUAUGAAGAUGGCGACGGUGAGCAUGUGAAUGCCUGGAAUGGCCCAGCCUCGUCGAGUGCAAGAAUGCCCUCGAAGAAAGCGAAGACAAUGGCAUCCUCCGGCUCAGCGACUGCUCUCGCAACUGUCGCAAAUGCACUGGUUCCUGGAGCUGAGGUUGUGCUCCGGAUGAAUGCGAAUGCCAAGGUUGAUUUGCUGCAAGUGCAUGGAGACCUGAAUCGGCUGGAGCAGAAGUUCUGCAUCAUGAUGGUCGGUUCAGGGACCGUGUACAUCAGCGUGGCCCGGCUUUACCCGGGACCAUUCUUAGCCCCAGCCGUGCCUCAUGCAGGUUUUCUCAGAGGAGCGGCUUGCGAUGGUGCAAGGAUUCUGGUGAAAGAUGGAGUCGACGUGACGGUGACGGCUGUUGCUGCUGAUGCUUCAGAGCUGACGCUGUCGGCGAUGCUGACUACAGAUGCUCUACAGGCUUCCAUUCUCAAUCGUUGGAGAGGUGAGGUGCCUCCAGGUGGAAGUGGAGCAGCCUUGUUGAUCUCAAGCAAAGAUGUGAUGGCUGCAUGCGAUGUGCGGAGCGAGGAGAGCAUCUAUGUUCGGAUUUGCCGAAACUCGAGCAUCUCCACUGCCACAGAGUUCUGGAUCACCGCAGAGACGGACACGGGUGUGAUGACCUUGAAGGAUGGUGUUGCCAUUCACUCCUCUGUGCCACCAGCUGCAUUUGCAGCUGGGUCGUGGAAGGAGAAGUGGCGCGAGUUUCGUGUCCUCAUUCCUGACGGUCCCCUACAGCCGACCGAGGUCACGCUGUCCGCAAGCUCCAUUGGGAAGGUGCAUUUAGUGGCUGACACUCAUCGUCAUCCUGACCCGGCAUCCUACAGCUGGGCUACGGCAGGCGCGACAAGCAACGAGGUCUUGCGAUUCACGACGCAGAGCCAACUUGCAAGCCACGGCGUCGGGCUGAUCGACUGUCGCUUGCCCUGCUUCAUAUACCUCGCUGCCACUGCAACGGCCCACAAUGCUGAAGUUCAUGUACCGUUGUCGGUGCGAGCGGUUCUGGAUAGCCAGGGCACAAAGCAGCUGGUCGAGGGCGAUGAGUUCGAGCAGGUGCUGCCCAGCAAUCGGUCCCAGGUAUUUGCCUAUAGUGUGAGACGAAGCAGCACGGCAGUUUUGGUUUCCGUGUCGAAGCUGUCUGGAUCAACCAGCUUUGUGAUGUCUUCAAGUCCGGACUUUCCGGACGCUUUGACGACGGCUCCGGCCGAGGCCGUGAUUUUGUUGGAGCCCGGAGCCAGUGUCCGUCGUGCCGCAGAGGCCGCCGCUGGUGGAGGUCCUCCGGUCCUCUACAUUCGGGUACAGAAUGCAGGGAUGCAGUCAAGCCGCUUCAUCAUCUCAGCGCGAUCUCAGGCACAUGCCAAAUGGCUCCUGAAUGGUGCCACGACGCAAGGAGCAGUGAAGGCCUUGAGAUACGACAGAUACCGCUUCUUCGUUCCGGACGGCGAGGUGAGCCACAGUCACAGUUUGGAAAUCACCAUCGAGGUCAUUCUUCACAGCGGGUCAGUGGCUCUCUUUGCUGCCUGUGAUCCGAAUAGGUAUCCCCAAGAGUCGCGUUACGACUGGAGCCGCCCGAAGCUUUCCGGCCCGCAGGGAAGCCUGGUCAUCGCGGCGUCCAGUAAAGCUUUCAGGGCUGGCUGGAUCUUUCUGGCAGUCACUAGCGACAGCUUGGCCGCAUACUCGUUGCGUAUUCGAUGGGGCGAUGAUGCAGUGAAGCUGAAGGACGGGAUUCCUGAGCGGGGACAUCUUUCACCAGGAUUCUUGCGUUGGUUUGCGUUGAAUGAGGUUCGGAAUGAUGAUCAGCCUGUCGCCGUUCGAGCGGAAGCCGUGGCUGGAUCCUUCGGCCUCUGCGUUCGAUCAAAGAGAACAAGCAGAAGGCUAGAAGCCUGGGGCCAAGCCUGGGGCCUGCUGCAGCGGCUCAGAAACCGCGCGCCGUAUGGCUGGAAGGAGAACUUGGGAUGCUCAUAUGCAGCAGUGGCCAAUGCAUCCGGGGGCGUGGGUGCAAGCUUAGCUGCCAUCGACAUCCCUUCAGAGAACCCUGGGGCAACUUUGGAGGUGGGUUUGCUGGGACUUUCGCCUGGCAGCUGGUCCGCCAACACGUCGGAGUUCGUGCUGCAUGUGAUCCUAGACGACGUGGUUACACUACCGGAGGAGCAGACCGUGGUCGUGGAUUCGCUCGCUCCACCCUGCUGUUCUUCUGGACCCAAGCUUCAUCGCAUGUACCGGCAUUACACUCGUUUUGCCUCUGGCUCGCUGCGGAUUUUUCUCACCCCUCUCGGUGCGGGGCAGCUGACGGGUGCGAAGCUCUCCGCUCGUCGUAAAGGCGAGCCUGUGUGGUUCCAAUCGCAAGAGGUGAUGCAGGAGAGAGUUCUGCAGCUGUACAUCAACUUGCAAGACAUGUCCGGGCAACAUGCUGGUGGAUUUUGGGUGGAGGUUGCUGUCGAGGUCCACCGUCCAACAAACUACACCCUGAGCCUCCUCUCAGAUUCUGCUGAGGAUGUGCCGACGCGGCUCACCCCGAAUGUGCCGGUCUUCGACAACUUGUCCGAGGUGGCUUCGGGUAAAUAUUCUUUCCACGCGGCUGUGCAGGUCGCGACUCUCUGCUUGAAGCCGUGCUACGGUCAAGUUCGGAUGCGGAUUACGUCAGACUCGGUCCAGAGUCCCAAGGACUCUUCUGCACAUGGGAUGUGCACUCAGCUGAACUCUGGAGGUGAAUCGCUUUCCGGCUCGGUAGUGGUGGACAAGCUGUUGCACAUGCCAAGUCCAACUUACGAGAUCGAACUCACCACACAUCCGGGUAACGACUACAUCGAGCUACCGCACAUGACGGACUUGAAAGCAAAGCAGAAGCUUCUCUGCGAAGCCUCUGGUGAAGGGCGGUGCUUUCUGGAUGCCACAUUUAGCUUCGAUGCCGCCUCCGUGGGUGUCACCUCCGGUUCUGCAAGGCUACGUCACACUCUGAUAGCACUGAAAGUCGAUCCCGAUGUGCAUCCAGAAACGACCUGUGGCCUUCUGGCAGCUAUGGCAACGAAUCGCACCAUCAGCACGCUGGUGGUGAAGGACAGUGCUGGCCAUUCGCAGCUGGAGGGAAACCUCCGCUUCGAUCAAGAGUCCAAUUCGAGCAUCAUGGUGAAUGUCCUGGUCACGUUGGAGGACCUUUCAGGUGUCCAUCUUGCUGCUGCCAGUUACAUGCCCUUCGAGCUGGUUGCUGCCGCUGAAAGGUCACCGGAGUCAGACAACAUCGCAAGUUCCUGGUUUGUUUGUUUUGUGCUUGUAUUGUGCGGCGGUGGAUGUCUCCUCAACAAAAGUCGUCGUGCUUCCAAGGGGCACCAGGAUGUCCGUGAGGCGGAUUUCGACAGGAUCGAGAUCCAGAUGGCGUACGAACUUCACGAGGAAGGAGCAGCGAGCCUUCUGGCCCAGCAAAGCUAUGUUCCUCCCAAUGUCUGA